AGUAUCAAAUCAAGUUUUCUCAGUCUCAAGCAACAGCCAUAGAUCACACCAUACAAAUAAUGCUCCUAAGCUCAUCAACUCCAGUUUCACAAACACUUUUUCCAGAAAGUCCAAAGAGAUUUUGAUAAUACCUCUGAUCACUAUAUUGGCACAGUCUUAUUUCACCCUUCAAACCAUCUGUGUUUUUAUUCAGGCAACACCGAAUUCAGCCCAAAAAUCAGUAAUCUUCGUCGAAAAUCGAUCCGGAGAGCUCAAUCUGAUGGGAAUUUAAAAGGGUUGGUGUCAAGUUCUGAUCUUGACCAAGUGGAUAUAGAUCAGAUCAAAGGUAGUUUCAAGAUCUUGUCAUAAGCAAGAGAAGAUAAUAAUGUUGCAAACAGAACCAUCACUUUCUAUUUAUAAUCAAGAUUUUGAGGAGUUCAAUGAUGGAAAAUUGGUGAAGUCUGUUACUAUAGGAAAUGAUAUAGCGGAUAUAGUAAUUAGUGAUGAUUUCAGCUUUGGAAAAAGAGUUAUGGGGCUGAUAGAAGAAGAUGAUAAUGAAGAAUUAGGUGAAGGGAAACAAGAUAAAGAAAGAGUCUUGGAUGGAUUUAAAGACAAUAUGGGAGUUGAAGGAGGAAGUGAAGAAGUUGGUCUAAUGUACCUUGCUUCUCGAUUUGGAAUUAAUGACAAUGGCAUAGACAAUAGUGGUGUUGUGACACCUAAUUUUGAAACUUAGUGAAAAUCUUGACUCCACCGCUACAUGAUUCUAACUCUAUACCUUCAAAUAAAACACAUUUAAAUUUGGACAAUUAGCGAAAAUCCUGACUCCGCUAUUGCAUGGUUCUAACUCUAUACCUUUCAGAUUUUGAAGAAAAUGGAGAUAUUGAAGCGCAUUAUAAGAGGUCGCUCCAAGAAUAUCCUUCCAACCCUUUGUUUUUGAGGAACUAUGCUCAGCUCUUGCAGUCAAAAGGUGAUCUUUCCGGGGCUGAGGAAUAUUACUUUCAAGCUACACUAGCAGAUCCAAAAGACGGGGAUAUCUUAUCUCGGUAUGCUAAAUUGGUGUGGAGGCUGCACCAUGAUAAAAAUAGAGCAUUGAACUACUUUGAACGUGCCACUCGUGCUAAUCCUGAAGACAGCAUAUGCUAGUUUUCUUUGGGAGAUUAAUGAUGAUGACACUGAGAACGAGCACGAUACAAACACACCCUGCAAUCAAACUAAGGGUACUUUACAGAAGAAGUUAUACUAUAUUUCAGGACAUGGAUUGUAAAGGAGAUAACAGACCAGUAACUCCUCCAUUGCAUCUUGCAGCAGGAUUUGGGAUUGGAAGUGGUAAUAUUGGUGAUGGAAAUGCUGAUUAUUACUACAGGAGUAUGAUUCAAGAAAAUCCGAAUAGCGCGUUGUUGUUAAGAAACUAUGCUCAGUUCCUUGAUCAGUGUAAGGGAGAUUUAAAAGGAGCUGAAGAAUACAACUCUCGCGCAAUAUUAGCAUAUGCUAACGAUGGAGAAAUUAUUUCAC
This is a messenger RNA of Nicotiana tabacum (common tobacco), 1491 nucleotides long. NCBI's taxonomy places the organism in Eukaryota, Viridiplantae, Streptophyta, Magnoliopsida, Solanales, Solanaceae. The record is from RefSeq and is a predicted model, not a curated record.